Messenger RNA from Microtus oregoni (creeping vole), 360 nucleotides. Its product is annotated as 60S ribosomal protein L22-like 1. Gene Ontology annotation, biological process: cytoplasmic translation. Lineage: Eukaryota; Metazoa; Chordata; Mammalia; Rodentia; Cricetidae. The record is from RefSeq and is a predicted model, not a curated record. Gene Ontology annotation, molecular function: RNA binding; structural constituent of ribosome. Gene Ontology annotation, cellular component: ribosome. The transcript has a single exon. Bases 1 to 360 code for a protein of 119 amino acids.
AUGGCACCGCAGAAAGACAAGAAGCCGACCUGGAGGUUCCAUUUGGACCUCACUCAUCCGGUGGAAGAUGGAAUUUUUGAUUCUGGAAACUUCGAACGGUUUCUCCAGGAGAAGGUUAAAGUCAAUGGAAAAACUGGAAAUCUUGGAAAUGUUGUUCACAUUGAAUGCUUGAAGAAUAAAAUCACAGUUGUUUCUGAGAAACAGUUCUCUAAAAGUUAUUUGAAAUAUCUUACCAAGAAAUACUUUAAGAAGAAUAAUCUCUGUGACUGGUUUCGUGUUGUUGCAUCUGACAAGGAGACCUACGAACUUCACGAUUUCCAGAUUGGUCAGGAUGAAGAUGACUCAGAGUCUGAAGAUUAG